This is a messenger RNA of Henningerozyma blattae CBS 6284, 1731 nucleotides long. RefSeq names its product Tcm62p (gene TCM62). The record is from RefSeq and is a predicted model, not a curated record. Lineage: Eukaryota; Fungi; Ascomycota; Saccharomycetes; Saccharomycetales; Saccharomycetaceae. The coding region runs from base 1 to 1731 and encodes 576 amino acids. The transcript has a single exon.
AUGUUAAGGACUAGUAAAGUAUAUACUAAUCUCCUGCAGUUAUCGGCAAUCCGUUCUAUCACAACGCUGCAAACUCCAAUCCACAACCUUUCCAAUGUUGAAACCAUAAAUUCCUUAACAAAAAGUAUUACAUUAUUAGAUGAUAUCCUAAAUUCUUCAUCUCAUAAUAAGACUUUACUUUAUAAAAGUAAAUACAAGAGAACUCCUGAAUCCUUAUCAUCACAAGAAUCUACAAGAUUAGAACAUGUUGUAAAAAAUUUUCUUAUAGAUCAACAGAAAAAUGAAAUUACAAGCUCAAUUAAAGAGCAACUGUCUAAUCCAGAAAACAGACUAUCACAGCUAGGCUUACAAUUUUUUUUAGAAUGUAACCGAGGUAACCUAACACCUUUAAGCACUACUCUAUCUCGUUAUAUCUUAGAAGGGAUAAGGAAAAAUCCGACAACUGAUACGAUUAAACAUAUCCAUUUGUCCAUUGAAAUGAUUAGAAAGUUUAUUAAAGACAAUAGAGUUACGAAUAUCAAACCAAAGCAAAUUGAUAUACUAAUAAAAAAACUAUCGAAUUCUCAGAAGGAUUUUGAUACUAUCCAACAAAUCUUAAAACCAAUUGAUUACAAAAUAUACUCGGACACAUCUAUUAUUUUCCAAAAAGGGAAAACAAGAGAAGAUUCUAUUACUAUAUCAGAUGGAUAUCAAUUCCCAACCGGAAUUAUUCAAGGCAAUGAGCCAUAUCUAAGGUCAAUUGAUAUACCGAAAAAGAAACUAUUAUCUUUUAAUGACAAACCUCUACUGACUCUUGUCUACGACGGAUCAUUAGUAGAUGCAAGAUAUAUCUUACCUGCUAUAAAUUAUGCAACAAGGGAAAGUAAAUCAUUGCUAUUAAUUAUCAAUGGGAAUUGCUCUGGUGAUGCUAUUAAUGCAAUCAGUAUACAUAAUAAUAAAAACAAAAGACAGAAUAUUGAUUCAAAAGUGAUUGUAAUGAAAUAUGAUGAAUCCUCAUUUAAUGGUAUCUCUAUUCAAGAAAAUUCAAAGCUAUUAGAGUUUUUGAAAUUACCAAAAGGCAUUGAGAGUAUUUAUUCCCCAACAUUUAGUCCUACAAUUCCUAGUAAAGUUAGCAGUCGAGAUUAUUUUGGUGAACUUAAAUCGAUGAAAUGUACUGUUGGCGAAGCUAUUCUUUUUAAUGAUAUUAAAUUAAAUCAUGAUUGCUCAAAGUUAGAUAAUUUUCUGAAAAAAACAAUUACGGUAAACUUAGGUGGUGAUAGCCAAUUUGAAAUUAAUAGAAGAAUCGAGUCAAUGGAUAACUUAGUAAAUAACUUUCUUCUAAAUGGUUUAAAAGAUGGGUUUGUUCCCAGUCAUGGAAAUUUCAUUAUUAAAAGCAAUUCAUUUGUUACAACAGGAGAAAAUAAAAGACCAAAAACUUUCAAAAAUAACUUGCUAUUUGAUGCAUUAAUCAGUGCUUUAGCAAUCCCUUCUAAAAAUGCUCUGAUAAAUAGUCAAGGUUUGAAUUCUAUUCAAGUAGCAGAAAUGUCAAUGAAGACUUCCGUUUUCGAUGGAUUUUUCAAUGCUUGCCUGUCCCAUGAAGAUCAUGCUUUACAAGAUGUUAGACAACUUGGUAUACUGGAACCGUGGAACAAGAUGGACGAGACUCUUUACAAUGUGAGUACUAUGAUUCGGUUACUUUAUAGUUGUAGCACGAUUAUAUCAGGGAUAUUUGAGAAGCCCAAGAAAAGAUAA